Molecule: messenger RNA, 2281 nt
Organism: Cuculus canorus (common cuckoo)
Lineage: Eukaryota; Metazoa; Chordata; Aves; Cuculiformes; Cuculidae
Gene: NHLH2
Product: nescient helix-loop-helix 2
Exons: 3
Coding region: 906-1328 (140 amino acids)
Biological process (GO): regulation of transcription by RNA polymerase II
Molecular function (GO): DNA-binding transcription factor activity, RNA polymerase II-specific; protein dimerization activity; RNA polymerase II cis-regulatory region sequence-specific DNA binding
Source: RefSeq, a predicted model, not a curated record
GCUGAACCCUUUGGUACCAGGAGCGGAUCCGCACGCAUCUCUGCUCUGCCUGUCUGUCUGUCUGUCUUGCCUCUGCCACCUUCCGCCCCCCUCCUUGGUUUCUUUGCCACUCCGGGAGGGGUGGGAGGAGGAACUACACUUUCUUUUUGUGCGUGUGAGCUUACCUUUCCUUGCACCGACGUUAUUUCUAGCAGCCGCCGAGAUUUUCGUUUAUUUUCUUUUUAUUUUUUUCUUUUCAGCGCUCGCACUUCUUUCUUUAUCCUCACUCGAGAGAUGCGGGAGGAGUUAGGAAGCUCAGGGACGGAUGGGGGUUCCGUUUAUCCUUUUUUCCUCCCCUUUCUCCAGCUCUUGAAGGACCAGAAGAAGAACUAAACCAAAACAUUUAUUUCCCGACGGCGUCUCCUACUCCUGCCCCUCUCCGCCGCAUCGGUGAAUGAACAAAACCGCACGUUGCACCUCCCAAAAAUAAGAAAUAAGAGAGAAGAAAGGAGGGAGAGACGCAUUGUUACCCCGGGCCGAGGAACAAAGCCGGCUCCGCGCCCCGGGCUCCGCGCAUCCCCGGGCCGGGAGCGGCGGCUCCGCGGGGAAGGAGAAGCCGAAGGGGCGGGGGAGACGGAAUAAUCCCGGCUGGUGCUAUCGCCGCAUCUCUUUUGUUAUUUAUCGCAAUCGGGGGAAGAGGAGGAAGAGGAGCACUUUCCAGAGCAAUUUCUCCCCCUCUUAAAACCGACCGGCGGGCGUCGCAGCCCGCUGCCCCCAAUUAACGGGACUUUGAUGGGGGAAACGCUUUUCCGCCCCUGAUGCAUCGCUUAUUUGAACUGUAAAGGAAUCGCCGAGGGGGCGAGAGGACCUGGAGAGAGAGGCUGACCAAACGACUCCGCCGAGGCUCCUCCUCCGCCCCCUCCAAGAUGAUGCUUAGCCCGGACCAAGCCGCCGACUCCGACCACCCGUCCUCGGCCCCCUCGGACCCGGAGUCGCUGGGCGGCGCGGAUGCCCAGGCGCUCAGCUGCUGCGCCUCGGACCCCGAGCCGGCGGAGGGCGGCGGCGGGGCGGGCCGGGGCGGCGGGGAGAGCCGUGCCGGGGGCCGCCCGGGGCUGCACCCUGCGCCGCUCAGCCGGGAGGAGAAGCGGCGGCGGCGCCGCGCCACGGCCAAGUACCGCUCGGCGCACGCCACGCGGGAGCGCAUCCGCGUGGAGGCGUUCAACCUCGCCUUCGCCGAGCUGCGCAAGCUGCUGCCCACCCUGCCCCCCGACAAGAAACUCUCCAAGAUCGAGAUCCUGCGCCUCGCCAUCUGCUACAUCUCCUAUCUCAACCACGUCCUGGAUGUGUAGCGCCUUGGCGCCCCGGCGGACAAACCCCAUUCCCCACGGGAGCCCCCCCCCCCCCCACCUGCCACCGGGACGUCCCCGCAUCCCUGUCACCGGCACAUCCCUCCAUCCCCGCAUCCCUGCCGCCACCGGCACAUCCUUGCAUCCCUGCUGCCACCGCACAUCCCUCCAUCCCCGCCGGGGCAUCCCCGACACCGGGACAUCCCUCCAUCCCCGCAUCCCCAACAUAUCCCUCCAUCCCCGCAGGGACAUCCCUGUAUUCCCGACACCGGCACAUCUCUCCAUUCUCGCUAGGGCAUCCCUCCAUCCCCACCGGGACAUCCCUCCAUCCCCGCCACCGCCACAUCCCUCUAUCCUCAUCGGGACAUUUCUCCAUCCCCGCCGCCACCGGGACAUCCCCGCAACCCCGCCGUCCCCGGUCCAGCGGCGAGGGCAGCGGCGGGCAACGCCUUCCCCGGGGCGGCGGGGACGCGGGAGUGUCCCCACAGCAUCUCCUCUCCCCCCGGGACUUCCCCUGCACGGGACCCCGUUUUUUCGAAGGGAAGUGUAAAACCGGAUUGUUUCUUCAGGCUGUCAAGUGCCCCUUUAUAUAUAUAUCCAAAAAACCACAUCUACUUGUGACCUUAAACGUGUGACCCAUGGGUGCAGUUAAAAAUAACUAUUUUUUAUUUAUGGUAGAAGGAGUGGACAAUUUAUUUUUUUCAAGACUUAUUUAUUUUUCAGAGUGGUGGCAAUUUUACUUUGGAUACUUCGUGCCAAUUGGUUUCUAUAGUCGGGUGUUUACACUUUCUCCUGUGGAAUAUUAUGUUUAACUUGAUGAGUGUUUGUUGAGAUUGAUACAGUGUUCCUUUCCCUUUUUAUUUUAAUUUAUUUUCCCCCUCCGAUAUAUUGCACUUGUGUACGACAAACAUCUCCUUCCUCCCUCUUUAUACGUAUAUUUUAUAUAUAUCAAGGCA